This is a messenger RNA of Botrytis fragariae, 783 nucleotides long. RefSeq lists its product as uncharacterized. The coding region runs from base 1 to 783 and encodes 260 amino acids. NCBI's taxonomy places the organism in Eukaryota, Fungi, Ascomycota, Leotiomycetes, Helotiales, Sclerotiniaceae. The record is from RefSeq and is a predicted model, not a curated record. The transcript is spliced from 3 exons.
AUGGUACCGCUACCCUUCAACAGCGACGAGAUCGUUUCUCUACUCAGCGAAAUGUACACUCUGAUUUUGCGCUUCCAAAGCCUGCCCGAACAUUUCAAUAUCAGUUGCGGACCCCACGCUCUCCCAUCAUUUGACACCGAUGCCUGGAUUGAGGCUGGUAUGGAUCCUGAGACCGUCACUGUCCUGUCAAAACUACCCCUUUUCAAUUCCGACAAGGGGAAAAUUGGUCCUGAUAUGUCUCCCAUGCUCUAUUUGAGGGACGCACAGACUGUGGAGUCCGAUCACGAGGAAACGAGCGAACAUGAAGAGGAAGAGGAAGACGAAGAAGAGAACGAGCGAAGAAUGCAUCUCAAAUCAUGGACCGACCCGUUCUUCCUGGAGCCUGAGGAGAAGUACAUCGAGUCAUGGUGUAUACCCCUCACUUCCGCCAAUCAUGGUGGAUACGCUCUAAUCUUAGACUGCAAAACUAACGAGAUAUUUGAGGUCGAUUAUUUCAGCGCUCGAUAUGACCUCCCCGAAGCUCCUCUCGACACUCAUGAAGGUUACUAUCGCCAUUUUCCGUCCGGGCCCGCUCCCAAUGUUCUCAAGAAGUGGGUUGCGUAUUAUAGAGAUCUGGUCAUAGUACCUGAUUAUAGGCAUGGAAAUUGGUGGUUUGGAGAUGAAGGAGAAAUGGGUGGAGAAGAAGAAAUGAAAGACGAAGCAGAGGGUGCGAAUAUGGAAGCCGAGGAUGCGAGAAUCAAGGAAGCUGCGAAGGACUGGGUGCGAAGAACGUAUGGCGAGUGA